Molecule: messenger RNA, 312 nt
Organism: Staurois parvus
Lineage: Eukaryota; Metazoa; Chordata; Amphibia; Anura; Ranidae
Source: the annotation of a GenBank genome assembly
UGGGGCUCCUGGGCAAUAGGGGAUCAUGGGGCCCCUGUGUCCUUGCCCAAACUCAAAAAAAUCUAUGAAAAAGGUACCAGGGGCAUCUCAUGGGGCCCCCUACUGACCCCAGGCCCUCGGGCAGUGCCCGAGUUUCCAAAUGGUCAGUCUGCCCCUGGGUUUAACAGAGUUCCAGUUACACUCAAAAGGAGGGAGGUGUGGCAGGCAGAAAGUGAGUCUGAAGAAGAGAGGGUAAAUUCUGGUAAUUUAAACCUUUAAGACAUAAGAUAAUAUUUUUACGUUCUUUUGAAUGCGACAAAGUGAUCACAUAUA